ACGAGGCAGCCAGCGCGGCCAUGACGGCGGAGAAGGCGCUGCCUCUGGGCAACGGGAAGGCUGCCGAGGAGGCGCGGGAGUCGGAGGCGCUGGGAGGCGGCGGCGGGGGCGCGGCGGCCGCGCGCGACCCGCGCGACAAGCGCGACAAGGCGGUCCACGAGCGGGGCCAGUGGAACAACAAGGUGGAGUUCGUGCUGAGCGUGGCCGGGGAGAUCAUCGGGCUGGGCAACGUGUGGCGCUUCCCUUACCUGUGCUACAAGAACGGAGGAGGGGCGUUCCUGAUUCCCUACGUGGUGUUUUUUAUUUGCUGUGGAAUUCCUGUUUUUUUCUUGGAAACAGCUCUGGGACAAUUCACGAGUGAGGGUGGCAUUACGUGUUGGAGGAAAGUUUGCCCUUUAUUUGAAGGCAUCGGCUAUGCAACACAAGUGAUCGAGGCCCAUCUAAAUGUAUACUACAUCAUCAUCCUGGCAUGGGCCAUUUUCUACCUAAGCAACUGCUUCACUACUGAGCUCCCCUGGGCCACCUGUGGGCAUGAGUGGAACACAGAGAAUUGUGUGGAGUUCCAGAAACUGAACAUGAGCAACCACAGUCAUGUGUCCCUGCAGAAUGCCACCUCUCCCGUCAUGGAGUUUUGGGAGCGCCGGGUCUUGGCCAUCUCAGAUGGGAUCGAGCACAUUGGGAACCUCCGCUGGGAGCUGGCUUUGUGUCUCCUGGCAGCCUGGACCAUCUGCUACUUCUGCAUCUGGAAGGGGACCAAAUCCACAGGAAAGGUUGUAUAUGUCACAGCGACAUUCCCGUAUGUCAUGCUUCUGAUUCUCCUGAUCCGAGGCGUCACUUUGCCCGGGGCCUCUGAGGGGAUCAAGUUCUAUCUGUACCCCGAUCUCUCGCGGCUCUCUGACCCACAGGUCUGGGUAGAUGCUGGGACGCAGAUCUUUUUCUCCUAUGCCAUCUGCCUGGGUUGUCUGACGGCUUUGGGAAGUUAUAACAAUUAUAACAACAACUGCUACAGGGACUGCAUCAUGCUUUGUUGCCUCAACAGUGGCACCAGCUUCGUGGCUGGCUUUGCCAUCUUCUCAGUCCUGGGCUUCAUGGCAUAUGAACAGGGGGUGCCCAUUGCCGAGGUGGCAGAGUCAGGCCCUGGCCUGGCCUUUAUUGCUUACCCCAAGGCUGUCACCAUGAUGCCUCUCUCCCCACUGUGGGCCGCCUUGUUCUUCAUGAUGCUCAUCUUCCUGGGCCUGGACAGCCAGUUCGUGUGCGUGGAAAGCCUUGUGACCGCUGUGGUGGACAUGUACCCCAAGGUCUUCCGGAGGGGCUACCGCCGGGAGCUGCUCAUCCUGGCUCUAUCCAUCGUCUCCUAUUUUCUGGGCCUUGUGAUGCUAACAGAGGGCGGCAUGUACAUCUUCCAGCUCUUUGACUCCUAUGCUGCCAGUGGGAUGUGCCUUCUCUUUGUGGCCAUCUUUGAGUGUGUCUGCAUCGGCUGGGUGUAUGGAAGCAAUCGCUUCUACGAUAACAUCGAAGACAUGAUUGGCUACCGGCCAUUGUCGCUCAUUAAAUGGUGCUGGAAGGUUGUGACCCCCGGAAUCUGUGCGGGCAUUUUCAUCUUUUUCCUGGUCAAGUACAAGCCUCUCAAGUACAACAACAUCUAUACCUACCCCACCUGGGGCUACAGCAUCGGCUGGCUCAUGGCCCUGUCCUCCAUGCUCUGCAUCCCACUCUGGAUCUUCAUCAAGAUGUGGAAGACAGAGGGGACGCUGCCUGAGAAAUUCCGGAAGUUGACCAUCCCCAGCGCUGAUCUGAAAAUGCGGGGCAAGCUUGGGGCAGGCCCACGGACGGUGACCGUUAAUGACUGUGACGCCAAACUCAAGGGCGAUGGGACCAUUGCAGCCAUCACAGAGAAGGAGACGCACUUCUGAGCAACACCUGCCACCUCGGAUGCCUCUCCUUCCUUCCCUCCCCCCACCUCGUGCGUGUAAAUGAAUACCUGAAACAUGUACUUCACCUAAUGAUAGAGGCUUGCUUGUUUUGCACCGGAUUUAUUAACAAGUUAAUUUUAAGGUGGCUGUGUACACUCUGGUUUAAAGUCCCAUUCCCCUCCUUGCCCCCAGUUACCAUGUAAGUAACAUUACAAAGAGAUAAUACUGUACAGGGACUAGCAGAAUCUGUGCUAGGACGGUUUUAACCCAUGUUUUCUAGGGGUUGGGGGAAGUUGUAUCAUAUGGUCAAACUUUUAUACUUGGGCUGUGGGGCAGGUGGGGUGGGAGUGAUGCCUGUUCUCUGUCAGCCUUUUAGCUGACCAGUCCCUGUCCCAUGUUUGUCCCUGACCAUUGCAGCUGCCCCUCCUCCAUGCCCCCAGGGAGGGCUUUGCCUUUGAAUCCUGCCUUUGCCAUCCCCAACCUCUUAGCAAUGUGUUUGCAGACAGCAAGGCUGUGUCAGAGAAGACAAAGUGAUCUGUCCGUCCUAAUCCCACUAAGUGACCUUGGGUGCUCCCAUCCUCUUUCUGGGCCUAAGUUUCCCCAUCUCCCAACAGGAAGGCUGGAUCAGGUGAUCUCUGAGGGUCCUUCCUUGGCCUGGCCAUGUCUCUUGGGGAUUCUCUUGGUGUUGUUCGCUGCCCAGCAGGCCUGCCCUUGACGUUGACCGUGGGUUGUUCUUGAAGGCUCCCAAGCUAUUAUCCCUGCACCCACCCCUGCUUAUAUGAAAUCAAGUUUGUCAUGGAAAUGAUGUGUUUUCCCUUAAAACCCUGGCUUGAUGCACUCUGGAGUCCGGCCAGGUCCUCAGCCUCUGUGACAGGGCUCGUCCUGUCCUGUCCAUCUGCUCUCCUUAUCAUGUCUGCCCCUCCAUCCUCAUGGGGCUGGCUGGAGUCGCCUGGAUGCUGCUUUUCGGGGUCAGGAAGCAGCUAUCUGGCCUGCCACUGCCCUAGCCAGGAUCUGUGUCUGGGACCUUCCACCAGCCUCCCAGGGGAAGGAACCCCUGGAGAGCCUGGAGCCUGGUGUUGUCCUUUGGUCCCUUCUUCAUCUCCCUGCCACCUCUUCUCUCUCUUACUGUCCCCUGCCCUCCUCUCUCUCUUGCUAUCUCUCAUCCCUCCCCAUCCUUCUUAUCACCAGCAGACCCUUUUCUCCCUACCCUUUCUUUGGGAGCCAUCCUACCUGCAUCUCUCACCAAGCAGCUGAGAAGCCUCUGCACUUAUACUGGAGGGAAAACCGGGCUCCCGCCCCUCCCUCUGUGCAGGCCUGGGGCUUUUGGGGGGGGGCGGGGACAAGGCAGGUCCUGCCUCAGACCUCUCAGCCUGAUCUCCCUCUUCUUUAAUCAGACUUCAUCAGCUCUCUGUCUUGGAUUCUGAGUUAUUUGGGGACAGGGAAGGUGCAUUCUUUCUCCUUUUCCUUUAUGUCCCCAGUUUUAUUUGGUGGAAACAAGAGCUGUCUCUAAAGUAAGGCUUUAGUUUCCUGUAGGGAACCCACAUGUUUGAUUCACCCAGAACUUUCCAAACUGACAGCUUCUCUGGUCUGACCAGCCCCCAGCUGAAGCCCGAGUUUGCUAGAAGGGAUGCCCAGUGCCCCCCAGGCAGGCUGGGAAGCCUGGUCUGGGCCCAAUUUUGCACACACUGCCCAGGCCUGCCUGGCUCUCCCUGAGCUGUCUCAUCUGGUGGACCCAGGAAGCGGACCCAGGAGGCUCGGGCCUCGUGCUGCACCUUCUGCUGUGUCUGUCCUUGUCUACUCAUCUUCCACCAGGUCCCGGGGAGGGAGACUCCCCACUGCUGCUGCUACUGGUUCUCCACCUACAGCUCUAAGGUCUCGCUAGGGGCGCACUGCAUUGUACUUGUGGCACUUAACCUUUCACUCAUCUAACAUGACUCAUGGGGCAGGGCGGAGGGAGGGCUUUUACUCUGGCUUUUGGUUUUUUGUUUUGUUUUGUUUUGUUUUUGUAAUUUCCUACUAGUAUUUGGGCAA
Messenger RNA from Nyctereutes procyonoides (raccoon dog), 3944 nucleotides. It is a transcript of the gene SLC6A11, whose product is annotated as solute carrier family 6 member 11. Gene Ontology annotation, molecular function: gamma-aminobutyric acid:sodium:chloride symporter activity. The transcript has 14 exons. Gene Ontology annotation, cellular component: plasma membrane. NCBI's taxonomy places the organism in Eukaryota, Metazoa, Chordata, Mammalia, Carnivora, Canidae. The coding region runs from base 21 to 1913 and encodes 630 amino acids. Gene Ontology annotation, biological process: neurotransmitter transport; sodium ion transmembrane transport. The record is from RefSeq and is a predicted model, not a curated record.